Molecule: messenger RNA, 2801 nt
Organism: Benincasa hispida (wax gourd)
Lineage: Eukaryota; Viridiplantae; Streptophyta; Magnoliopsida; Cucurbitales; Cucurbitaceae
Source: RefSeq, a predicted model, not a curated record
CUCUACUGUCAUCUAAUUCCUUAUUUUCAAAUUUAUCACCUGAAUAAUCACAAAUUCUCAAGAUCAAAUCUCCAAACCAUUGACAAAACGAAAAUAUAAUGUGGGUUUCCGUAUGAAGCAUCUUCAUUCAUAAGUUUAUCAGGCAGACCGAAAAAUCAAAGGUCGAUUUUUACUUAUUGUUUCUAAAUUGAAGUAGAAAUAGAUUAUAAUCUCUCUCGAUGAAGCUGCUUGAGAUGUUCGUCGGGACAAUUUAAUGGGAUUUCUCCAAGUUUGGCAUUUUGCAUCAAAUUCAGGAAGAUACAGAGAGAAAGGGAAAGGGAUCUUUCAGUUUCUUAGUCCUGGUGUUUGCACCACCCAAUUUUUUGCAUCAUCAUCAUCAUCAUCAUCAUCAUCAUCAUCAUGCAUUGUUGAAUGUGAAAAAGCAAUUCCAAAGGAUUUCUAUACUACCCAUGUCUCGUAUGUGCUUGAAAUACUGAAAUUAUGUGCAAAAAGAAGGUUGUUCUUGCAAGGGAAGGCUUGUCAUGCCCAAAUUCUGGUAAUGGGGUUAAAAACAGACGUUUUAACGUCAAAUAUUCUCAUCAACAUGUACUCAAAAUGUGGUUCAGUUGAUUUUGCACGCCAAAUGUUCGAUGAAAUGCCCAGCCGAAGUUUGGUGUCGUGGAACACCAUGAUUGGGUCGCUUACUCAGAAUGGUGAGGAGAAUGAGGCUCUUGGUCUUUUAUUGCAGAUGCAAAGAGAAGGAAGCCCUUUUAGUGAAUUCACUAUUUCGAGUGUCCUUUGUGCAUGUGCUGCUAAAUGUGCUCUUUCUGAAUGUCAGCUGCUUCAUGCCUUUGCUGUUAAGGCUGCAAUGGAUUUGAACGUUUUUGUUGCAACUGCAUUGCUUGAUGUUUAUGCAAAAUGUGGUUUGAUGAAGGAUGCGGCUUGUGUUUUUGAGUCCAUGCCUGAGAGGAGUGUUGUCACAUGGAGUUCAAUGGUGGCAGGGUACGUGCAAAAUGAGAUGUAUGAGGAAGCUUUGGCAUUGUUUUGCAAAGCUUUGGAAACUGGGUUGAAACAUGACCAGUUUUUAAUGUCAUCGGUGAUUUGUGCUUGUGCUGGAUUAGCAGCCAUGAUUGAAGGGAAUCAGGUGAAUGCCUUGCUAUCUAAAUCUGGUUUUUGUUCAAAUAUAUUUGUUGCUUCGUCUCUUAUUGACAUGUAUGCAAAAUGCGGUGGCAUUGAAGAAGCUUACAAAGUAUUUCGUGAUGUAGAAGAGAGAAAUGUUGUUUUGUGGAAUGCUAUGAUAUCUGGCCUAUCUAGACACGCUCGUUCACUUGAAGUGAUGAUUUUAUUUGAGAAAAUGCAGCAGAUGGGCUUGAGUCCAAAUGAUGUUACUUUUGUUUCUGUCUUGUCUGCUUGUGGUCGUAUGGGUUUGGUUGAAAAAGGACAGAAAUAUUUUGACCUGAUGAUAAAAGAGCAUCAUUUGGCACCAAAUGUCUUUCACUAUGCUUGCAUGGUAGACACUCUAAGCCGGGCAGGGCAGACUUUUGAGGCUUACGAUUUGAUUAGUAAAAUGCCCUUUAAUGCUUCUGUCUCUAUGUGGGGCUCCCUUUUGGCUUCUUGUAGGACCCAUGGGAAUCUUGAACUUGCUGAGGUUGCCGCUAAAAAUUUAUUUGACAUCGAACCAUGCAAUGCAGGUAACUAUGUGUUGCUGUCCAACAUGUAUGCAGCAAAAGGUAAGUGGGAUGAUGUCGUAAAGGCGAGGAAGCUCCUUAAAGAAAGUGAUGUGAAGAAAGAGAGGGGCAAGAGUUGGAUUGAGAUUAAGGACAAGGUUCACUCAUUUAUGGCCGGAGAGAUAAAUCAUCCUAAGAUUUAUGAAAUUUACUCGAAAUUGAAUGAGUUAAUGGGAGAGUUACAGAUGCUUGGUUACAAGACGGAGACUCAGCAUGAUCUUCAUCAAGUGGGAGAGAGUGGAAAACAAGAACUUUUGAGGCACCACAGCGAGAAGCUCGCUUUUACUAUGGGAUUAUUGUUUUUACCUCCCAAUGCACCUAUUAGGAUUAUGAAAAACCUUAGAAUCUGUGGAGACUGCCACUCUUUUAUGAAGCUUGCCUCAAAAUUUGUUCGUAGGGAUGUCAUAGUCAGGGACACCAACCGAUUCCACCAUUUUAAGAAUGGGUGUUGUUCUUGUGGGGAUUUUUGGUGAAUAUUGGUUUUCUUUUGAAGUGAUAUUCUUGUUUAUUUAAUCAAAUGUGCAAGCCAGUUAUAAGGACUUGGUAAGUUUAAGUAGAAACUACCUCUCUCCGACAGUCUCAACCUCAAUGCAUUUGGUCAUCCAAAGUCACCAUUGAAGAUUGACCUGUACUGCUAGUUUCCUUUCGAUCGGGCUGUACUGGGACCAUGACAUGAGAUGGUCGGGCUGUAUCAGGACCAUAACAUGAGCUUGUUGACAUGUUAGUCCUCAGAAGUGAGUUCUUUAGAGCACUGAACACUAUGCUUCCAAGUUCCAUUCAUGCAACCAAAAUUAUUCGUAUCAUUCAAGCCUACUCUUUAAACUACUGCAGGAUUGAUAAGAUGAGCAAGUGAGGAUAAAUCCAAGAACUUUUCCAGGUAUCAGAAAGAGGGUGAUGGAAUUGGCUUAGGACCAGUCGACAGAGUGAUUGCGGAAAUCAUCAUGUCUUCACAGCUAUAUUAGGAAGGUAUCAGAAAGAGGGUGAUAGAAUUGGCUUAGGACUAGUCGACGGAGUGAUUGCAGAAAGCAUCCUAUCUUGACAGCUGUAUUAUGAGGGUUUAGACACAUGGUAGCAAUAUAACUUCAUCAUUGAUAA